Labrus bergylta (ballan wrasse) is the source of this 5277-nucleotide messenger RNA. NCBI's taxonomy places the organism in Eukaryota, Metazoa, Chordata, Actinopteri, Labriformes, Labridae. The record is from RefSeq and is a predicted model, not a curated record.
AUGUCGGCUGACAGGGCGACGAGUCCGUGCAACAAAUUCCAAGCGAACAUUUUCAAUAAAAGUAAAUGUCAGAACUGCUUCAAACCCCGAGAGCUUCAUCUGCUGAACGACCACGACAAGGAGCAGGUGAAGCCAGUUUAUGGAGGCUGGCUGUGUUUGGCUCCAGAGGGGACAGACUUUGAAAACCCCGUACAGAGGUCCAGGAAAUGGCAGCGACGCUUCUUCAUUCUGUGUGAAGAUGGCAGUUUGAGCUUCGCACUGGAUGAACUGCCGAGCACCCUUCCUCAGGGGACCAUGAACCUUAAUCUGUGCUCAGAAGUCAGUGAUGCAGAAACCAAGACGGGUCAGAGAAAUGCUCUGUGCAUCACUACACCGCAACAGGAGGUCUUCAUCAGAGGAGACACAAAAGAGAUCAUUAACGGGUGGAGUGAUCAGCUGGCUGUCUUUCUGCGCAUCAACAAACAGAACCAGAAGAAGAAACGUAAAGUGGAGCCUGUAACCUCCCAGGAGCCGAGUCCAGCGAAGAUGGCUGCCAAAGAUCAAAGUUUCCUGAUCUUAGAGAGUCCUGCAGAGUCCAGCUCAGGUGAACGGUCUCCCAGCCCGGGUCCUGCAUGCAGGGAGUCUGGACUUUUGUGUGAUCAUGUGCGUUCUUUGGACCUGCUGAGCAGCAGAAACACGGGCGUAGUCAAGGACGACGUGUCGAACAACAUCAAAACAAACAACAAGAGCCAGGACAAAAGUCAUGGCGACUUCUCAGAAAGGCUGCUGGGAUUUGACGAGCUGGAAGAAGGGUCAGCUGUUCCUAGGAAGAGCAGGAAAGAAAGUCGCACCAGCAAACGAGAGAAGCUUCAGUCGUGUGGAGACAUCAACCAGCUCUGUGCCCCCCCACCUCAGAGGAGGACCAGGUCUCUGGAUCGCAGGACGACAGACACCGUCAUGACGUCCUCAGAUCUUGAAGGAGAAAUCAAGCUUACAAAGUGUUUUAAGGUGUCUGAAUUUCAUGUUCAGAGAAACUACGGCUUCCAGAUCCAUACUCCUGAUGGCGUCUUCACACUGUCGACCAUGACAGCAGGGAUGCGCAGGAGCUGGAUCCAGGCUCUGAUGAGGAACGUUCAUCCCGCUAACACACCUGACGUCACCAGUUUACCUGGACUCCAGGUCUCAUCUGAGCACCUCCUUAGACCGGACCUGACUCAUGACUCCUCAUCAGCAGAGAAAGAUGAGAUCAAACACGUCUGUGUGACGCAGAGACGGAGAGAAGGACGAUACAGAACCUUUGACUGGGUCGGGUUCAGGUCUCAGGACUCUAACCCUGAGACUAAAGCGUGUCAGGACACUCAGAGUAAACUGGGUCAGGAACCGGACCCUCAGAGGACGGAAGCUGGGAGCUCUGAGGAGAGGAGGAGGAGUAGGGAGGAGAGGAGAAGGAGAUACGAGAGCGUUCUGGGCUUCACUUUGAGUCCAGAGUCCCAGCAGAAGACGGAGGAGGAGGUAGAGGAGUGCUGGAGAAAGGUGGAGACGAGUUUCUUCAGAUCAGAGAACAGUGUUGCUGUUUUCUCAGAAAGCAGGGACUCUGAGGAGCAGCUGGAACAGUUCAGGACCAUGGUGGAGGAUCUAAAGGCUCAGCUGGAGGAGUCAGAGCGUCUCAGACUGAAGCUGGAGGAUGAACUCAGAGCUGGAACCAAUCGUCAGCUGGAACCUCCUCUGAGGAACCUGAGGGAGCUUCUUCAUACAGACCCCGCACCUUCCACAUCCUCUGCACCAUCAUCCUCACCUUCAUCACCCGGCGAAGGUCACACUGCAGAGACUCUUUUAGACGUAAAAACAACAAACCUGCAGACUGAUCCACACGGAUUCUGCGAGCAGCUUCAAAACAAACAGUAUGGAUCGUCAAUACCUGAUCAACCUGCAGGGACUGAUGACACCUCUCUGUACGCUUGUGUGGAGCAUCACAUUCCUCCGGACCCGGAGGUGCUGAGAAGGCUCACACAGGAGGCACAGCUACUGCUCAGCCAGAAGGAGGCACUGAACCAGAGGAACCAGGAACUGCUGAACCAGCUGACAGAGGCAGACUGUGAGAUCGAACGUCUGAGGGCGGAGCUCAGCAGGAAGCUCACUCAAACCCGACACCUUCCUGAUGAAGAGCCUCAUAUCCUCCCUGCUGAUGAACCACACCACCUCCCUGAUGAAGAGCCUCAUAUCCUCCCUGCUGAUGAACCACACCACCUUCCUGAUGAAGAGCCUUGUCUCCUCCCUGUGUAUGAACCACACCACCUCCCUGAUGAAGAGCCUUGUCUCCUCCCUGUGUAUGAACCACACCACCUCCCUGAUGAAGAGCCUUGUCUCCUCCCUGCGUAUGAACCACACCACCUCCCUGAUGAAGAGUCACAGCACCUCCCAGAUGAAGAGCCUUGUCUCCUCCCUGCUGAUGAACGGCACAACCUCCCUGAUGAAGAGCCACAACUCAUCCCUUCUGAUGAACAACACCACCUCCUUGAUGAAGAGGAGCGUCAGGGAGGAUCAUGGGUGGUGGAUCUUCAGUUGGAGCUAAGCCUGAAGAGCCAGGAGCUCCUGGAGGCUCAGAGUCUGAUCUCGUCACUGGAGGAGAGUCUGAGGGAGACUAGGGAGCUGCUGCAGCUGAACCAUGCUGCAGAAGAAGGGGAGGAUCUUAAGGAGGAUGGCAAGGAAGAGGAGAGACACUACCCUCAGAGUUUGGAUGAAUCUGAGCUGACAGAGUUUAAAAUGAAACUCAACCAAACAGAGCAGACCUGUGAGGAGGCUGAUGAACUUCUGUCAGUUGCAGGGGCGGAGCUCGAUAUCAGGGGGCAGAGUCACACAGAUGAAGAGAGCAGCAGGGUUUUAGGUCCUGAUGAAAAAAAGAUCCAGAGAGUGAUGUCGGGCAUGAUGAUGAGGAUGAUGGCCUUGGAUCGAUUCCUGGAGGUGAUAGAUGAGGUGGAUGUUAGCUGUAGUGAGGAAGGGGAGGAGCUAACGAUGAAAAGUCAGCUGAAGAUGGAGGAGGCGUUCUGGAGUUCAGUGAUCAAAAAACUGGAAUCAGAUCAUUCUGAUCUCCAGGAACAGAAACCGGAAGGGAAGCUUUUCAGAGAGGUGACGGAGCAGUUGAUGGUGGAGAAACAGAUGCUGCUUUUAGGGCUCGGUCUAAUACAUGAAACAGGUGCAUGCUCAAAGGAAGACAGAGACGCUUUCACACGCCUGGAUUUAAUCUGGAGGAAAACUGAAAGCAGGAGAUCUGAGAAAAAACAUUUAAGAGACGUCACGCGGAUGAAAAUUACUUUGCUUAACCUUAUUGCCGCCUCCAUCAGCUCCUCUCUCAGCUCCUCCGUCAGCUCCUCCACACUGGACGGACUCCGGCUGGUAGCAAACAGACACUCCAACUCUUACCUGUCAGAUUCGUUCUGGUUCGGUCUGAUUCUCUCUGCAGCCUCCGAAGCUCUGUCCUGCUGCUUUUUAAACCUUCAGUGUAAAUUUGAGGGAAAACUCAAAGAAAACAAGAACACUCUUCUGACUUCUUCUUUUCUCUGCACAAGCUGUGUCGAGCUGAUGAAAGAAAACCGUGAGUUAAGAGCCCAACUGUCCAACAGAGAAGAAGAAGAGUCAUCAUCACUGAGAGAACUGUCGGACUCGGGUUGUCAGACAGCUGAGACUCCAACACAGGACUCCGGAAGUGAAUUACAGGCUCAAUAUGACAGCGUGUCAGAGGAAAAUGUCCAUCAGACAGCAGAGGAGGAGGGGUUUGAUUUAGUCUCUCCUUCAUGUGAUAAAGAUGGGGAAAGAGUGGUGCAGGAAACGGAAAGAGAAAAAUGCACACAAACAGACCCGAGCUCAGAGACAGACGAGGUUUUACUGCUGAGAGAACGAGUGAAGGAGCUUGAGGAGCAGCUGUCCAUCAUGCAGGAAAUGAGACAGAGGUUUGAUGGGAAACUGAAUUCUGUUCAGAUGCAACAUGAGAGAGAGAUGGAGAGACUGAAGGCUAACUUUAAGCUGGGUUUCGCCUCCAUGGAGGAGUCUCACCUGAAGGAGGUAGAGGAGCUGCAGCGUCAACACCAACAGGAAGUGGAGCGCCUCCUGAUGGAGAGAGACGUUCUGCUAGAGGAGGAGAGCGCUGCAACAGCAACCGCUAUCGAGGCAAUAAAGAAUGCGCACCGUGUGGAGCUGCAGAGGGAGGAGCAGAAGAGACGUCAGUGUGAGAGCAGCUCAGGUAACACUCAGCUGGAGGACAUUUACAGACGGCACAGGGAGGAGCUGGCCUCCUCUCACAGGGAGCUUCAGGUUCUCUCUCAGCAGUUCUCUCUUAGGUGUUUGGAGGUUGGUCAUCUUGUUCAGGCUCUGGAGGCAGAGAGGAAGGCUCUGAGUGUGUGUCAGCAGGAGAACCAGCACCUGAGGACAAGGAACCAGGAGCUCAGCGCUCACCUGGCUGCAGAGAUCAACAGACUGUGUUCUCAGGUGAAGCAGGACAACCUGCCGGUCAGUCAGAGGAUGGAGGAGUACGAGAUGGAGAUUACGCUGAUAGUGAAGGAAUCUGAAGUACAGAGUCUAAAGCAAGAGACGACGUCUCUGAAGGACGAACUGCAGGCAGCUCAGAGGGACAAGAGGAACGCCACCAAGAAAUACAAAGAAAUGUUCACCCAGCUUAGCGUCCUGAGGGCCAAAACGGAUCGAGAGACGAAUGAACUGCGGGAAAACCUGAGGCUUGCACACCGUGCUCUGGACCAGACUACAUCCUGAAAACAAUACAUCACUAGAGAUAACUAGAGAACCUUUUUUAUCUUGGCCCACAAUCUAUUUAAUAACUUUAUUUAAAUGUGUUACAAUGUCAUGUAUUUUUUCAUCCAUGAAUCCAUGAAAUGUCAUAAAACAACUUCACACUCCUUUUUUCACCUCAGCAUUUUUAAAGAAAAUAAAGAUGUCAAUAAUGUCUGUCUGUUAUUUCCUACGGAAGCCUUAGACAGACAUACAUCAAUUCAUUUUAUUUAACUCGGUUUUCCUGGGAUAAUUAGUAAUUUUCACGUUUUCUUGAGAUUUCGAUUCAUUUUUCUCAUUAGCUCGGGAUAACAAAACUGGUUUUCCCUUGAUAAAGACAAGCGUUAUCAUGAAAAUACGAGACAAAAAUGUCAAGAUAUUCAGAAAAAAAAAUUUAAAAGUUCAGUAUAGGGUUAAGUAACAGUUUUGAUGCAUGUCCCUUUAGAUCUUCCUUAAUUUUCUGCCUUUCUGUAUUGUGAACCUUUUUGACAUCUAAAAUUACCAGAAAACUGCUGUGAA